AUGCAGCGCAAUCGCGAUAAUUUUACGUCCCCUUUGAAGCGCUCAAGCACUACACCGAAUUUUCGAUCGAAAGCCAAUCAGAUCUUGGACGAGGAUGAUGCGGACGAGGAGGAUGAGGAAACACUGCAGCUUCAGCUUGCCGAGAUCAAAGCCCGCCUGAGAUUGAAGAAGCUCCAGCAGAAGAACCGCGGCAGAUCUAGUUCCAAUCUUGAAGAAGAAGACGCUCGCCCAAACUCUGCUAUUAGUGCUUCGCGAGCUGAGUCUCAUGCCCUAACACCGAGAACCGCCAAGCCGACCCUUGGAAGGAAGACGAGCGAGGAUAUUCAAGUCCCAGCAUCACCUACGCGAAGGGAGCUACCUUCUGUAGACCCCAUCUCACCACGGAGGUACCAGAUGGGCAUUGACAAGGGAUGGAAAGCCAACGAUGUCUCGUUGAAACGACCUCCGAGUUCAAGAACCGAUCCCCGCCCAAGCAGUCAAAUUGGGUUCCGAGAUGGCGCUAUUGCGCGCCCCAACGAUGUGUUUUCGUCCCGACCACAGACGUCUCCUGGGUCCCGGGGGAUCAGUCGAAUCAAAAGUUUCAGUGAGAGGAUGGCAGAGGGCAGAGCAGCGGAAAAAUCUCGGAUGGAGAGAGCCGAACGAAUCCAAGCAAACCGCAGCUCGGCCUUCCAAAUCGAUAAAACGGAAAUUGAGGCAUACAAAGCUGCUGCUGAUACAAAGCCAUCUUCUCCGGUACGGGAGAGGCCCGCGGAAUCCUUUAGUCGCGAGGAUAUUCUUCGAGCUAUGGGUCAACCUCGCCCGUCUGGGCUUCAGCGCAGUCAGACAACUCCAAGCCUCCGCCGCACUGACAGCAAUGCUGGUAUCAAUGAUCGACAGUCGCAUCUACAUAGACGAAAUAACACGACGGAAGAAGUAACAGGGCCAUCGCAAGAUGGCGACUCGAUGAAGCCCCCUGACUCCUCAAAGUUCGAGUCCUACUCAUCAUUACACCUAUCAAAUCGGGUCCUCCCCCAUUCAUUCUUGAGCCGUACACUCGCAGAUAAAAAGGUUCUCCGUAUCCCGGACUUACUGAAAACAGUGAAAGCGCCUGCAUUUGAGCUACCCGAAGACAUUGAUGGAGACUUUGUGGUGUUCGGAAUUGUUGCAUCUAAGUCUGACCCCAGAGAUGUGAAGCCUUCUGGAAACACAACUGCUAAAACAGAUGAUCCCUAUGAUGACGGUCUGAACAACACAAACAAGUAUAUGGUCAUCACUUUGACGGACCUAAAAUGGACCAUUGAUCUGUUUCUUUUCGGGACUGCUUUCCCGCGUUACUACAAAGUUUCAGAAGGUACCCUCAUUGCGAUCUUGAACCCUACAAUCAUGCCCCCUCCCAAACACAAGCUGGACACGAACAGGUUCAGCCUGUCUUUGUCAUCAUCCGAUGACACAGUUCUCGAGAUUGGCUACGCACGCGAUAUCGGAUUCUGCAAAACCGUGAGAAAGGAUGGAAAGACCUGCCAAUCCUGGGUAGAUGGUCGAAAGACCGAAUUCUGCGAUUUCCAUGUUGAUAUCCAACUACGCAAGACUCAAGGCCAACGAUCAGGAGUCAACGCCGACACCGGCAUGUUCGGAUCAGGUGGUAAAUCAGGGGCGCGAACUGGCCUUUUCAAUGAAGGAGCUAAGCGAGGAGCUGGCCGAGGCACCGAUGGCUACGGACGAGGUCAGGCCCUGAAACGCGAUGGCCCAUCGUAUGACAUGGGAUCCCAAUCCCUGUACUACGUGGCCCCAGCCCCAAAGAACCGUGGCGCCGGUCGAGCCUCCUAUAAUCCCGUCGCAGGCUCAGCCGCACACCUCAUCGAUGCACACGACGACCCUUUCCUAGCCUCUGGCAUGAUGGGUCCCCGGUCAGAAAACAAAGAAGAAAGAAUGCGCCGUCGUCUCGCAGCCCAACAACGCGAACGAGACAUAACCCAGAAACUCGUCUCAGGCCGAGUCGGAGGUGUAGGCGCCGAAUAUCUUCGCACAAGAGCCGGAAAUGAAACCCCAAACAAAGAUAAGACUCCCGGUACACCUGCCAUACCGAAGAGUCCCUCGGCUACGGGAGGGAUGGAUCUGACAACCUUCGGCAAAGCCAGAAACGUCCGUUUGAGUCCUAUGAAGCGUGCCCAUGGCACACCGCAUGGCAGUGGGGUCAAAAAGACGCGAUUCAUCACUUCGAAGGGGAUUAGAGAAGCUGGCCGGGAGAGUCUUGGUGCACCGGCUGAAGUUACGGCUGGCGGGAGGCAGGCGAUCUUGGACGAUGAUGAUGACGAUGAUGAUUUAGAGUUUGUUUGA
This is a messenger RNA of Penicillium nucicola, 2316 nucleotides long. RefSeq names its product Mcm10/DnaG-type zinc finger protein. The record is from RefSeq and is a predicted model, not a curated record. The transcript has a single exon. Gene Ontology annotation, cellular component: nucleus; replication fork protection complex. Gene Ontology annotation, biological process: DNA replication initiation; DNA replication. Bases 1 to 2316 code for a protein of 771 amino acids. NCBI's taxonomy places the organism in Eukaryota, Fungi, Ascomycota, Eurotiomycetes, Eurotiales, Aspergillaceae. Gene Ontology annotation, molecular function: DNA replication origin binding; single-stranded DNA binding.